Euleptes europaea (tarantolino) is the source of this 758-nucleotide messenger RNA. RefSeq names its product homeobox D4 (gene HOXD4). Gene Ontology annotation, molecular function: DNA-binding transcription factor activity, RNA polymerase II-specific; RNA polymerase II cis-regulatory region sequence-specific DNA binding. Gene Ontology annotation, biological process: anterior/posterior pattern specification; regulation of transcription by RNA polymerase II; embryonic skeletal system morphogenesis. The coding region runs from base 42 to 758 and encodes 238 amino acids. The record is from RefSeq and is a predicted model, not a curated record. Gene Ontology annotation, cellular component: nucleus. Lineage: Eukaryota; Metazoa; Chordata; Lepidosauria; Squamata; Sphaerodactylidae. The transcript has 2 exons.
CAACACGAGAAAAAUUAGUAUUUCCCACCUUCCUGAAAUUAAUGGCCAUGAGUUCCUAUAUGGUGAACUCCAAGUAUGUGGACCCCAAAUUCCCUCCUUGCGAGGAGUAUCUGCAGAGCAGCUACCUGGGCGAGCAGGGCUCGGACUACUACGGGGCUUCGCAGGGCUCCGACUUCCAGCACCAGGGGCUCUACCCGCGGGCCAACUACGGGGAGCAGACUUUCGGCUGCGGAGAGGUCCCGGCCUCGGCGGUGCUGCCGCGGGGUCACGGGCAGGAGCCCCCCGGCCGCUUCCCUGGGCAAGGGGAGCAAUGCCCGCCGCCUCCGAUGCCGGCCGGCAGAGCCUGCAACCAGCAACCCAAUCUCAAGAGCCCCAACGGGCCGGCGGCGGCGCUCAAGCAGCCGGCGGUGGUUUAUCCCUGGAUGAAGAAAGUCCACGUUAACUCGGUGAACCCCAAUUACACCGGCGGGGAACCCAAACGGUCCAGGACAGCUUAUACGAGGCAGCAGGUCCUGGAGCUGGAGAAGGAGUUCCACUUCAACCGGUACCUGACCAGGCGCCGCCGGAUCGAAAUCGCCCACACCCUGUGUCUCUCGGAGCGCCAGAUCAAGAUCUGGUUUCAGAACCGGAGGAUGAAGUGGAAGAAGGACCACAAGCUGCCCAACACCAAGGGUCGCUCCUCAGGGUCUUCCACCGCCCCCGGCCAGCGUUUACAGACCGUUUCUAAGGAGCACCAGACGGACUUGAUCGCUUUAUAG